AUGGCGCAGAAGAGCAGGAGGCGCAGCCACACUCUGAGUAAGAGCAGGAACAUACACGCGCACGAGAGGGUACCCACCGACUGGACCAUGAUCCCGACGACGGUCGAGGAGAUGAACACGGGCUUCGCGGGCAUCCUGACCUCGAAGACGAACCUGAGGCAUAUCGAGGUGGUGUGCGGCAUCAUGGCCGACAUCAUGUGCCUGAUCGAGAUCGGCAUGGGGUACGAGAAGUCACCGGGGAACAGCAUCGACUACCUCUUCGAGGUCAUGCAGAUCGAGCAGCUCUACCCGGUCGCCACCACGGUCCUGACGGCGAACAUACACACGAUCAUCGACUGGCCCAUCCACAUCGCCAGGCUCACGACCACUCGGGCUGGGAGCAACGCGGUGAUCAUGACGAGGGUGUCUAUGGAGCCGAGCGAGGCCCUGCAGAUGAUGAACAUCACGGACAUAUUGGUGUCCAUCGUGGUGCCCAUGUCCAACCCCGUGACGAUGAUCAGCGUCAGUAACGCGGUGAGGAAGAGGGGGAUGGUCAUGGAGACCGCCUUGGUCUCUGACCCAGACAAGACCAUGGCCGCUGUUCAGACUGGAGCUCGACUGCCCGGCACGGCCUUGAUGGUGAACGCGAUGACGGACAUGAUCAGGCCCAUGAACUUGAAGAGGAUGUGCUUCGAUGGCAGGGUGAUGCACGCGUUCAGCACCACGCUCCCUGCGCAUACUCAGGAACAUCGAUGUGGCCGCGACCGUGGGCGUCGACGCGCACUGUACGACAACCCAAUCUGGAUCAUCAUUAUCAUCAUCAUCAUCAUCAUCAUCAUCAUCAUCAUCAUCAUCAUCAUCAUCAUCAUCAUCAUCAUCAUCAUCAUCAUCAUCAUCAUCAUCAUCAUCAUCAUCAUCUUGUCCCUGAAAAACGACAUCGUGGCGGGCCCUGAAGAGAUUGGCCACCGUGCUGCUUGGUCCUCGGGAAGCUGGACGACUUCGUGGGGGGGCACGAGAGCCUCUACGCGUUCACGCACACCAUAUGGCGCAACCUGCCGGACCCGCCCGACUGCGAGACGGUGUACCGUCACCAUCUGGAUGAUCAGCGCCGAGAACUACAGACGUCGACUACUCCUCGGAGCCCUGGGAGGGUACGAGCUGGGGCGCAACGCGUACGUGCACCUGUGGCCGGCGAUCGACAGGUUCAGAGCCAUGAUCGACACCAACAGCGCGUUCUGGCUCAUCGGAUCGAGGGGGGCUUCGGGCUACGCCGAGUUCAUGGACCUGCCUGGGCACCAUGCAGAGGUGUACGACCACCGAGCUGCGCGGGGACUACUGUCGUCCUACGACUUCAAGAGGACCAUGAUGAUACGCAAGAACACGUCCAUGAUCGACGUCGGCGGCAUGCACGCGCGUAAUGCUAGGAUAAUGAGGGAGAGGAUGGAGCGGAAGACCACGAUCAACGAGAACACGCCCACGCACGAGGAGCUGGACUAUCUCCCCGAGCAGGGGCAGAACUUUAGGAAACCAGACCCAGAAAGUCUGAAUUCCGGGGGUCGUCUUCUUUUUAACUUCCCGAACCUGUUCGUAUCUGAGGAAAAAACUAUGAACAUUGCUCCCUUUAUGUCCAUAUUCCAAAACUCCGCUACUAGCCCCUCAAAGCCAUCGAGGGUGUGUGUCCAGUGCAUUCUGGAACGCAUGGCCUGGCUGGGAUUGGCUGUGUGGCUCCUGUGGUUUCAACCUGAGAUGCCUCCGAGAGACACUGGCAGUUAA
Molecule: messenger RNA, 1752 nt
Organism: Fonsecaea monophora
Lineage: Eukaryota; Fungi; Ascomycota; Eurotiomycetes; Chaetothyriales; Herpotrichiellaceae
Product: potassium/sodium efflux P-type ATPase, fungal-type
Exons: 9
Coding region: 1-1752 (583 amino acids)
Source: RefSeq, a predicted model, not a curated record